Messenger RNA from Trichomycterus rosablanca, 1014 nucleotides. Its product is annotated as G-protein coupled bile acid receptor 1. The coding region runs from base 1 to 1014 and encodes 337 amino acids. Gene Ontology annotation, molecular function: G protein-coupled receptor activity. The transcript has a single exon. NCBI's taxonomy places the organism in Eukaryota, Metazoa, Chordata, Actinopteri, Siluriformes, Trichomycteridae. The record is from RefSeq and is a predicted model, not a curated record. Gene Ontology annotation, biological process: G protein-coupled receptor signaling pathway. Gene Ontology annotation, cellular component: membrane.
AUGCUUUGCAAUGACUCCAGGAGCAGUGGGUAUGAGGCCCAACUAAUCAACGCUAUCACCCUUCCAAUCUCUACAAUUAUCAUACUGGCCAAUCUGAUAAUUAUUCUGGGUAUUGGCUGCAGCCGUCAGCUCCACAACCCUUCCAACUACAUCUACCUGAGCCUGCUGGUGUCUGACCUUGGAAUGGGUGUGGCACUGCCAUUUGUUCCCUGGAUGAGCCUGGGACGCCCCCUUAGCUUCACUUUGUGCCUUGUUGCACACGUCAUGCCCAACUUCCUGUUUCUGGCCUUCAUUUUUAACCUGGUCCUGGUGCACUACCAGCGGUACAUAAGCAUUGUGAGCCCACUACUAUGUACCCACUUCUGGCUGCAUCGACGGUUUGCUGUGGCAUUAUUGGCUGUGUGGUUGCUGCCACUUUUCUUUGCUCUGAUGCCAGCUUUUGGGUGGAACAACAAAGAUGAACACAGAGUGGCAGACAACAGCACAGUUGAGUCUAGAUGUGCACCAAAGCCCAAAGACAACUGCUGUACGUACCGCACUGUAUUUCCUAGCAGUUUUAUCUACAUAGAAGUUUAUGGCCUUUUGGCUCCAUCCAUUCUGUCAAUUGCUGCCAUGACAGGACGGGUACUGUGGAUCACACAUGGGCAGCUCAGGAAUAUCCAGCGACUGCAGCGAGCUGUAGCUAGUGAAGAGAGCCAGAGGAAGAUGGAACUGCGCUACAUUCGGUGUGUGGCCAUCAUCGCUCUUGCUUUCCUGACCUGCUGGGUGCCCUACAUUGUCUACAGCCACAUGUGCAUGGCCUUUUUAAUUAAUCAGGGGGUGCAGGGAAACAAAACUGUCUACAUUGUGCUUUCAUGCAUUGGUAUGGGUGGUAUGGGUACUGUGCCAAUUCUUUUGGGGUUAGCCAAUCGAGAGUACACUGACCCUGCGAGGAGGGUGAUGUGUAAGCUUUGGCAUCGCUGGCACAGCCCACACCAUCAAGGAAAUAUUGCUGUUCGGGUACUUAACAGUUGA